UUGGACCUUGAGGCGUACAUUGCGAACUAUGAAGGAAGAACCCGUUUCGAAAGACUGCUUCAUAUCGGACGUACCUCUUCCUAUCUUCACCAAGAGGCACUCAAGGGCGCAGUUAGUGAGGCCAAACAGGGCAAGGAUGUUGGCCGCUAUCAGAUUGCUGUCCAGUUUCUGCAGCAGUAUUCGCCGAAUGACCCUGAUGCGGUCCUUGACACGGCAUGGAUCGAAACCAUGUCAAAACAGAUCAAGGCAGAGACAGAUCGACUGGAGUUUCAGCUUAGAGGAUACAAGAAUAAUCUCAUCAAAGAGAGUAUAAGGAUGGGCAAUGAGGACCUCGGUAACUAUUACCAUUCGGUUGGCGAGCUACCGGCGGCAUUCAAAGCCUAUUCGCGCAUGAGAGACUAUUGUACGACUCCGAGGCACAUCUUCGACAUGUGCAUGCGACUUGUGAUGGUGGCGAUUGAGCAAGGGAACUGGAUGGCUGUUCAGUCGAACAUUAUGAAGAUUCGGAAUAUUCAGCAGAAGCCCGAGGAGGAAGCUAAGCUUCAGCCUUUCCUUUAUGCAAGCAUGGGUCUUGCGCAGCUCGCCAGUGGCAAUUAUACAGAGGCUGCCACGAGCUUCCUACAAACGGAUCCUAGUCUGGGGAGCCAGUUCAAUACUGUUCUGAGCAGCAACGACAUUGCUGUUUAUGGUGCGCUCUGUGCCUUGGUCAGCAUGGAUCGCAACGGACUGCAGAGCAAAGUGCUGGAGAGCUCCUCGUUCCGUAACUUUUUGGAAAUUGAGCCCCACCUUCGUCGCGCCAUUUCGUUCUUCUGCAAUUCCAAGUACUCGCAAUGUCUGGAGAUUUUGGAGGCAUACAAGCCGGAUUAUCUACUUGACAUUUAUCUCCACCGGCAUAUCGCGAAGCUUUACCAGGAAGUCAGGAGUAAAAGUAUUGUUCAAUACUUUAUUCCUUUUAGCACCGUCGGUCUUUCUAGCAUGGCCAAUGCAUUUGUAACGGAUGAGGCAUCCAUUGCGGAAGAACUCGUGGACAUGAUCAAACGCGGGAUUCUCGAAGCACGAAUCGAUACACAGAACAGGCUACUCACUGCCAAAGCAACCAAUCCUCGUUCAGGAGUACACCGGAGUGCCCUGACAAUGGCGAAGAACUACGAACGUACCGCUCGCCUGCGCCUGAUGCGCAUGAACAUGCUUAAUGCCGGUCUGGAAGUGCGGGCGCCAAAGGCUGAGCUAGAUUAUGCACAGCUUAGCGAUGUCUUCUCACGGCGGACUGGUAUGAGACCUGGAGUUUCUGGCGCCGGCGGCGUUCGCAUGUAA
Messenger RNA from Xylona heveae TC161, 1314 nucleotides. Its product is annotated as putative COP9 signalosome subunit 1. Gene Ontology annotation, molecular function: protein binding. The transcript is spliced from 4 exons. NCBI's taxonomy places the organism in Eukaryota, Fungi, Ascomycota, Xylonomycetes, Xylonales, Xylonaceae. The record is from RefSeq and is a predicted model, not a curated record. Gene Ontology annotation, cellular component: COP9 signalosome. The annotation marks the transcript as partial.